Morchella importuna is the source of this 2499-nucleotide messenger RNA. RefSeq lists its product as uncharacterized. The coding region runs from base 1 to 2499 and encodes 832 amino acids. NCBI's taxonomy places the organism in Eukaryota, Fungi, Ascomycota, Pezizomycetes, Pezizales, Morchellaceae. The transcript has 5 exons. Gene Ontology annotation, cellular component: microtubule plus-end; spindle pole; centrosome. Gene Ontology annotation, molecular function: microtubule plus-end binding; microtubule plus end polymerase activity. The record is from RefSeq and is a predicted model, not a curated record. Gene Ontology annotation, biological process: establishment or maintenance of microtubule cytoskeleton polarity; microtubule polymerization; mitotic spindle organization.
AUGGCCGAAGAGGAACCAGACUACUCAAGCAUCCCCCUCCCUGACCGCGCCGUCCACAAGAUAUGGAAGGUUCGUAAGGGUGCCUACGAAGAAGCUGCUGCUGAUUUCGCAAGGUCGCCAGACGAGAGUGACCCGUGCUUCCAACCCUGGUUACAUGACUCAGGAUUAUGGACCAAGGUAGUACUAGAUUCCAACGUUGCUGCCCAGCAGGAGGGUAUUGCUGCGUUGUGUGCGUUUCUACAAUAUGGCGGAAUUAAUGCGUGUUUACGGACACGAUCACACAUAAUUGGACCUCUCGUCGAAAAAGGUUUAUCGUCUACUCGUGCCGCUACGAAAGAAAAGUCCCUCGAGGCUCUCCUUCUCUAUAUAGAACUUGAUACCCCCGUUCCGGUGAUGGAAUCACUAGUUCCCUUUCUAUCCCACAAAAUGCCCAAAAUCAUUGCCGCUACUUUAUCCGCUAUAACAGGAAUAUUUGCAGCUUAUGGUGCGCGAACCGUUGAUCCCAAGCCAGUUCUGAAGGUGCUCCCCGGUGCCUUCGCACACGCGGAUAAGAAUGUUAGAGCAGAGGCUACUAAACUUGCGAUCGAGCUGUACAAGUGGCUUAAGGAUGCGAUCAAACCCAUGUUCUUUAACGACCUGAAGCCGGCUCAACAAAAAGAUCUAGACGAGGCAUUUGAGAAGGUUAAGGAGGAAACACCAAAGCAGGAGAGGCUAUUGCGAUCUCAACAAGCUGCUGGGGUACAGGAAGAAGCGGUUGAAGAUGAAGUUGAGGUUGAUGCUUUUGAUUUGGCUGAACCAGUGGAUGUUCUCUCGAAAAUGCCACCGGAAUUUGACGAGCAAGUUAGUUCUAGCAAGUGGAAGGAGAGAAAAGAUGCGCUGGAAGCUCUCCAGGUUUUAAUUAACGUACCAAGAAUUAAAGACGGCGAUUUCAACGAAAUUAUACGGGCCUUGGCCAAGUGUAUGAAGGACGCCAACGUUGCUGUGGUAACGGUGGCAGCAAAUUGUAUUGAAUUACUAGCGAAUGGUUUGAGAAAAGGGUUUGCAAAACACAAGCAGACCGUGCUGUCGCCCAUCUUGGAGAGAUUGAAGGAGAAGAAGCAGAGUGUGAUCGAUGCUCUUGCCAAAGCUUUAGAUGCAGUUUUUGGAGCAACCUCACUUACAGAUAUUCUUGAAGACAUAUUAGAGUACCUUAAACACAAGAAUCCUAACGUCAAACUUGAGACUUUACGAUUUUUGAUUCGAUGCCUUCGGGUCACCCGGGAAUUUCCUUCAAAACCGGAAUGCAAAAAUAUUGCUGAAGGCUCAGCUAAAAUGUUGAGCGAUACUAGUGGUCCUGUCCGUGAUGGGGCAGCUGAAGCCAUGGGUACACUUAUGAAAAUUAUUGGAGAGCGAGCCAUGAACCCAUUCUUGGAUGGUCUUGAUGAUAUCCGAAAGGCCAAAAUAAAGGAAUUCUUUGAGACAGCUGAAGUAAAAGCGAAGGAGAAGCCGAAGCCAGUUGCGCCUCCCCCACCGCCGCCCGUCGCUACGAAAGCUCCCGCGAAGAAAGUUCUCAAAUCUGGGUCAAAGACUGUCAAAAAGAUUGCCCCACCCUCUCAGUACGCCCAGGAGCCUGCAAAGCCUAGUGAAGCCCCUCGUGCAAUUCCGGGAAGCAAGAUGGCUCCAAAAUCUGGACUCAAAUUGCAGAAAAAGACUGUCGCGCCUGGGGCUGGAAGUUCUCUGGCUUCUCCAAGACGCACAGCUCCCCCGCCAAGAGAGUUAACCCCAGAUGAAGAGUCAGCACCACCGCCACCAAAGACUGCCCUGAGGGGGCUUGCAAGCAGACAACUAUCGCGAGAGCAGCCUGUGGCACCUGGGCUAGGUGCUGCUGAGAAGGCUGAACUCGAGGAGCUCCGGGCGGAUAAAGAACGAUGGGCUAGGCAGCUGCAAGAGGACAAAUCUGAAAAGGCACGAUUGUUGCAAGAGAUCAACGAUCUGCAGCUGCAGAAUGCGCAACUCAUCGAGGAGCACACACGUGAUAACCUCUCUAUCCGUGCUAAGGAAGCACAGCUUGUCCGCUCCCGCGCCGAUGCAGAAUCGGCAGAAGCCCAGGUGCAAAAGCAACAACGCGAAAUCGAGCGCCUCAAGCGAGAGCUUGCACGCGCGGUCCGACCUACUUCACCCGCGCCCACAGAUAUUUCCGAGCACCUGUAUGGCCGUGAGUCAAGUCUUGGCGGAAGCUACGGUGGCCAUAUGGGGCGAGGUGGAAUGGACACGAACAGGAAUAGCUUUCAGUCCACAUUUUCUACAGAAGAUAGCUAUAACGGUGGAGGGUCGAUAGGUACCACCAGGGACAGGAUGAGCCCGAACCACCAGCAAGAAAGCGGCAGAACUAGCGCCGCUGGAAGCAGCACUGACAAUAUCGAGAGCUGGAAGAGAGCUGCUGAGGUCACGAGCCAGUUGAAGCUCAGAAUUGAGCAGAUGAAGGCUAAACAAGGUUUAGCAUCCAGGGGGCAGAGGUAA